CGCGUCUCAGAUCUCAGAGACCGAGCGCGUUGAAUCUUGGUUGAUCCUGACCUCGGGGGCAACGUCAGCAGAAAUGACACGCGUGUCGCGGUCGCCCCGACGCGCGCCUGUCGCUCUCCAGCGUCAGCCACAACGAUCAUAACCGGCAGGCACCAUGCUUCCCCUCUUCGCUUUCCCCAACCAUGGCCCCAGCCGUCGACGAAAAACGCGAAGAGGUGACCCCGGAGUCGCCUCGCAAGACCUGGAACGUGCCGCCAUGGAUCUCGUCGAACAUACGCUCAAAGAAGAGCUGGAAGAUGCUUGUUAGGUGCUGGGUCGCGUCCUGGGUCGCGUUCAUCCUCCUCCUGCCGCAUGCGUCCUUGACGACGCUUGGGAACACAGCGUUCUUCGUUCUCCUGGCCAGUCUGAUGGUGCCGCCGAACAUGCCCCUGCAACUCUUUGUUUUUGCUCUCUUGAUGAUUAUUAUUGGCCUGUGUCUUGGAUGGGCUCUUGGUGCGGCGGGGAUGGCUGCAGCGCUCGCGGCGCGCAACCAGGUUUUGUUGAAGUCGGAGCUAGAGAAAGUCGAGCAGAGUGUCGCGGGCCUGGCCAACCCUGACGCGCUCUUCCAGGCCAGCAUCUUCGAGGGCGCGUUCCUCGAUACUCGUUCGUCUGUCCUCUUUGGUGUCUUCCUCGCCAUCGCUAUCUUUAUUCUCUCUCUCCUGCGUGCGUACGCUCCGAGGCUAACGAUCAUGUCCGUCUUCGGCAUGAUCGCCGUGGACAUUUAUUGCAGCUAUGGGCCGCUCUUUCCUUUUGCGCAAUACACAAUCUUGACCUCGCUGCUCAUCUCCCUUGCGUGCUACAUGGCCAUCGGGCUCGUGGUCAUCAUAUUCGUCUUCCCGGAGACUCUGAAUCACGCUACCCUCACAACGGUCACGACCGUACUCGACACGAUCGAGGGCGUCAUCAAGCUACAGGAAGAGGUCCUAUCCAUUAGCUCGCUGCCGAGUGAUUCAUCGUAUGAUGAAACUGGAAAGGGACCGACAGAACAAUCUCUAGCCAACGCACUUGCGGAGGGCGGUCCGCUUCUCACCAAGUUAGCAGGUGCUCGCGACGCGAUGCUGGGUCUAGCGAAAGGAUUGGGUGCGCAGCUACCGAUGCUUAAUCUCGAGUUCAGCUGGGGCAAGUGGAGUGGAGACGACAUCAAAGCACUCGAAAAGCCAAUGGCUGGUGUCGUUGGACGUGUCGCGGCACUGCAGGGAUUCGCGAGGAUCCUUGGCCGGACAUUGCGUCAACGCCCACCUUCAACAUCCCCCUCACGCGUAUCGACCCACGACGGGUCUACCGAGUCGACGGACGCCAGUAUCAGGGACUCCAUUAUGGGUGACACCCAGCUCUUCCGAGACCUCCGCGGACCGAAGAACCACUACACCCCUGACGCUGUCCCCCUUUCCGAGCUCAUCCCGAUCCUACAUUCGUGCACGGCGCCUCUUCGUACCGCCGUCGUCGAAGCGCUCUCCGCCGUACGCGCCGUGUUCGACUCGGUCAACACCCGGCGAUACAAGCGCGGAAGCACCGAGCACCUGGACGAGACCCUCGUCACGCUCGACGCUGCUACCGCAAACCUCACCCGCGCCCUCGACGCGUUCCGCACGACGGACCGGUUGGCGUUGCUAGAGCCGUUCGCAUCGUUUCUCAAUCCGAGCGCCGAGCAGGAACUACCGAAGGCGGGCUCGACGCCCUUCCGCUCGCUGUUCAUCGCGUAUGUGUUUGCUUCGAACCUUGUGUCUGUCGGCGGUGCGGUGCGGGUCUUGGCAGAGGGCGUGGCUCGCACUGCGAAGAGUCGAAGGCGGAAUCACUUGUGGGGCCCGGGUGCGAUCGCGCUCGGAAAAGUGCUGGGGCGGCGUCGGAGGGGCGAGAGAGGCGGCGCGAAUAACGAGUUGGGCGGACAAGGUGCUCUUGGGGAAGCUCCGCAGGGACCCGCGGGAGGGGACUGGGAGAGGGAGGAAGAGGUGUACCGCAGAGACCCGGACGGUCGACCUCCCAGCAAUCCGGGUCAGCAUGUCAUGAAUGCAAUCCAUCGCAUGUGGCUGUGGGCGCAAACUCCUGAGGCGUUGUUCGCUUUCAAGAUGGUGUUCAUCACCAUUGCCCUCUGGAUCCCUGCGGUCUGCCGCAGUAGUGCGCAUUUCAUUUAUGCACAGAAAGGCUUAUGGGCUUUGAUCAUGGCACAAACUACGCUUAACAUCUACGCUGCGGACCAGAUCUUCAACAUAUUUGCGCGAGUCCUCGGUACAUUCGUCGGUCUCGUUCUUGGGCUGCUAUCAUGGUACAUAGGUUCUGCCAAGAGCAUCGGCAGCCCGUACGGAAUGGCAGCUGUUGUCGCUGUGGUCCUGGUGCCGGUACUGUUCUUGAGGUUAUUCACCCCGAUGCAGUAUCUGCCGGGCGUCCUUCUUGCCGGCGUUACCUGGGCCCUCGUCAUAGGCUACUCCUGGCUCGACGGCCACAUUGCCGUCCUCGGAAACGUCGGGGUCGGAUGGUCUGUCGCAUGGCGAAGAUUCGUGCUCGUCAUCAUUGGCGUUGCAGCGUCAUCUGUCAUGAUGAUCCUCCCGCCACAGUCAGCACGCCGCUCCGUCCGCCUCCGCUGCGCCUCGUCAUUGUCUGCGCUCUCCUACCUUUACUCGCAUCUCAUGGCGGCGUGGAUCUCCCCAGGAUCGUCGUCUGAAGGGGGUGAGGACGGUGAUACGCCUGACGACGUUGACCCGAACAAGCGAUCAUGGGUCCAGGAAUAUCGCGAGCGCUUCAUUGAGAUCGCGCAGCAAUUGCAGCUUUUGAGAACACAGGCAGGGAUAGCGAAGCUGGAGGGAAACGUCAGAGGGAAAUGGCCAGCGGAAGAGUACGCGCAGCUGGUUCAGGUAGAGAGCGAGAUGACUUGGGCUCUGGGAGUCUUGGGAGGUUCGCUGAGCCAGCUCGACGACGAUACCAGGAUGGGACUGUUGAAGCAUACAGUGGUCGUCAACCCGAACUUCAUCGGCGAUGUAAUGUCAGCAUUCCUCCUCGUCUCGCAAUCGCUACGAACGGGCGAACCUCUCCACCAAGCCCAAUCCGAGGAUCUUAUAGAGCGCGCGUUCUACCAUGGCGCUUCGCCAACAACGAUGCCUGGGCUGGAUGCAGAGGCACUCAGGGAUUCGCGUCUGAAGCGGCUGCAGUCCGUUACUACGUAUGAGUACAUGUUCUAUGCCAGCGGUGUUGUUGCCGUAUUCCGCAUGCUCGAGGGCUUGAAUGAAGCGAGACAAAUCACAGCAAGGCUCUGCGGCGAGGUUCCUCUUGAAGGCUUCGAUGUAUGGAGGGAGAAGUACCAACAAACAGUAUAAUCGUGUAAGCGUAUUGUGAUCAGGAGUAGCGUAAUUUCUUGUGCGGAAGCCAUACCUUGCAUCGAUGCAGAAUAUACCCAAAACAUCGAUAGCGAGGCCUGCAGGUCGUGUACAGCCACUCGAGAGUUGGCAUUGCACCAGCAAUAUUUACAUUCAAUGUCUGAGUCUGGAGAGGGCGAAAGAAACCUCACCAGGCGUUCGAACCCACCGCGAUCCACUUCAGCGCAGAAUGGUGAUGCCUUUCAUCGUUCACAAGUGCCGUG
This is a messenger RNA of Fomitopsis serialis, 3610 nucleotides long. RefSeq lists its product as uncharacterized. Lineage: Eukaryota; Fungi; Basidiomycota; Agaricomycetes; Polyporales; Fomitopsidaceae. The coding region runs from base 183 to 3347 and encodes 1054 amino acids. The record is from RefSeq and is a predicted model, not a curated record. The transcript is spliced from 18 exons.